AUGCCGCGCCCAAAAAGAACGCGUCGCGCACCUGCCCAAGCUGUGGCCGCCGUAGCUGCCGCUGUGGCAGAGGACAAAUCGAGUCCCGCGCCUGCCUCGGGCAGCGAUAUUUACAGUCACAGCGAUCGCGAACGUUCGGUCAUCAGGAAGGAACAUGAGGAGGCGACGAGCAAGCGCAUGAGCAGGAGCACCAGUCUGCGCACGAGGCAGGCGCAGAACGAGGUUGAAGGCGCAUCAGGCGACGAUGCAGAAUCUGCCAAGAACCCGGAGGGAAAGCAGACGAGCGAUCAACAAAAGUCCGAAUCUUCAGUUGAGGCGGGAAGGAAGACGCGCGCGACACCGGCCAAGCAACGAAGAGAUACUUCAGGCCUGGAUAUGGACGACGACUUGUUCGGACUCGACACCACGCUGGACGACGAUGACGAUGCGGCUGCCGCACCGCCGAGCGCGCCUCGCUCCGACACCUCGACCUUUAGUGUUAGUAACUUUAGGCGUCGGGGCCGCGCGCCGAGCAUCAGCAUCAACAAGGACGACGCCCCGAUCAGGCCCAGCAGUCGCGGAAUCAGCACCCCCGGUAUCAGUUCCAUGUUCAACAUUGGCAACUUCAGGCGCCGUCAGAGAGAGCCGAGUAUUCUGGGUACCGCGCAGAAAGAGCGUGCCCAGCGCCCGCUUGAGCCAUCUUCGGAACCGGGAUCUGGAGACGAAGACGAAGAUGAUUUCAACCCAGAGGCUGAGUCGACGCCGAUCAACAAUCGGCGCAGAACGCAGCCGCCUCCCGCGGUUGAACCCACCUCCGAGUCUGAGGCCGAACCGGUUACCGACUCUCAACAGAUCUUGGCGCCGGAUUCACAGCCCGAGAGGGAGGCCGAAGCUACGUCUAGCGUCAAAUCUCGCAAGCGCAAAAGCGUGGAGAGACACGAUGGUGACGAGCGCCCCGGAAAGGCUUCGCGAACAGAGCCUGAGCCCGAGCUUGUCGAGGAUGACAGCGACUCCUCGUUGUCCGAUCUGCCGUCGCCGGUGAUGACUCCUCCGCGGGUGUCAAAUAUGCCGCGACCUGUCACACCAAAUCAGGAUGAGAUUAUGGCGCCACCCGAGAGCAGUAGUUCAGAGGAUAACGACGCAUGGCCCGAUAUUCACACCCUUGCAAAGCAACGCCGCCGUCGUGUCUCGCUAACAACUCCCAACCGAGAUGGCAAUAUCUCUGACGCUUCUUCACCGCCGUCUCUUACUCAUUCGCCCAACUUUCCCGCAACCCGCAAAAACGCCCAGAAGAAGCAGCAGCAGAAGCAAAAGAAGGUGACGACGGCAGACUUGACAGGUAUGCUCCCUCAAAGACGCCGCAAGAAGAACCGAGAUGCGUUCGACAUGGAGGAGUCUGACGAGGAGGUCGACACAUCAAACCUUGCCCAAGACGACGAUGAGCUCUCUUAUACCGACACACGUACCCGCUCACGGCGGGCAAAGACGACGCCGCUCAACCGCAGCACGGCCAAUAGGCCGCCCUCUCGAGGCGGCAAGACAGCUCAGCCAGCCCCCAAGCCCAGAACUACGUCAAGAAGCAAUCGUCCUUCGGCUCGCACCUAUAGUCGCCGCCUCUCGGACAAAGAGAACCAGGUCGAAGACGAUGAUGAAGGAGCUGCGGCUGCCGGUGAGGCUGAGGAGAGCUUUGCCCCGGCGGAGGACGAGACCCUCGAUGUCGAGGAGGAACAGGACCCAACUCUCGAUGCUGAGGAGCUCAAAAAGGCCGCCAGCAAGUUCAAGGAAGUUGAUCGUUGGGAGCUGGAAUUCGAGGAAGUCACAGAGGGUUCCUCGCCUAAUCGUGACGGUCGGUAA
Messenger RNA from Colletotrichum karsti, 1833 nucleotides. RefSeq lists its product as uncharacterized. Lineage: Eukaryota; Fungi; Ascomycota; Sordariomycetes; Glomerellales; Glomerellaceae. The record is from RefSeq and is a predicted model, not a curated record. The transcript has a single exon. The coding region runs from base 1 to 1833 and encodes 610 amino acids.